Rotaria sp. Silwood1 is the source of this 5214-nucleotide messenger RNA. The record is from the annotation of a GenBank genome assembly. NCBI's taxonomy places the organism in Eukaryota, Metazoa, Rotifera, Eurotatoria, Philodinida, Philodinidae.
AUGGAAAUAUAUGGUUCAUCAUGUUUACUUCAAACUUAUGAAACAAAUCGUUUAAUUAUCUCAGAUAUUCCACGUUUUUUAAUAAUUAAUCAACCAAUUGAAUUUACUAUUGAUAUAUCAAAUGCUGGUAAAGGUCAACUUGAAGUUGAUAUUAAUAAUGAUCAAGUACCAAAACAAGUUAAAACAUUAGAAAAUUCAAAAUUUCAAUUUCAAUUUAUUCCAUUAUUAAAUGAACCUUAUAUUAUUUCUAUUAAAUUUAAUGGACAUCAAGUAUCUGGAUUUCCAAAACAUUGUCAAGUUAUUACAUCAGAUAAUAUAAAAAUUCAUGGUCCUAAUCUUCAAUCAAUAUUAAUUGAUACACAAACUUGGUUUACAAUUGAUAUAUUACAUGUUGAUUUAUCUGAUUUACAUAUAACUAUAUUUACACCAACUAAUGAACAAAUACAACCAUCAACACUUCUAACUUCCGAUGGACUUCGAAUAGAUUGGACACCAUUAGAAAUAGGAACUUAUAUUAUUCAUAUGAUAUUAUAUGGUUAUUCAAUACCUGGUAGUCCAUUACGUGUAAAAUGUUAUGAUCCAAAAAAAGUUAUUGUUAUACCACCUAUAAAUGAUAGUAUUAUUGGAGAACCAACAAAAUUUCUAAUUGAUGCAUCAAAAGCAGGUGAAGGUAAUCUUGAAAUAAGUGUUAAUUAUUCUGAUUAUCAUAUUCCUAAUCAAAUUAAUCCAUUUGGAAAUGGUUAUUUCGAAGUUCAAUUUAUUCCAGAAAAACCUUUCAUACAUUAUUGCAAUAUUCUAUUCAAUAAUGAACAUGUAUCAGGAAGUCCAUUUCCUGUAAAUGUUAUGGAAAUACAACGUAUAAUUGCAAUUGGUAAAGGUCUUGGUUCAAUUCCAAUUCAUAUUCCAACAUCAUUUACAAUUUUAACACCUGAUGGUACUAAUGGAAUAUUGAAAUGUUUGAUAAAAGGACCGAAUAAUCAUUUCAUUGAAUGUCUUUUAACAAAAAUUGAUUUAAAUCGAUAUGAAGUUACUUAUACACCUGAUCGUGUUGGUGAAAUUCGUAUAGAAAUUUUUUAUGAUAAUAUACCAAUUGAUAAGAGUCCAUUCAUAGCUCGAUCAUUUGAUGUUAAUCAAAUAAAAAUUCUUAAUUUUCCAUCAUCAACUAUUGUUGGUUCAUCAACAUAUUUUACUAUUGAUGCAACAAAUGCUGGUGCUGGUAGUCUUGAAAUAGCUGUAUCAAGAGAUGGAAAAAAUAUUCCAAAUUAUGUACAAAAUGAAGGUAGUACUUGUUUUCGUAUUAAAUUUAUUCCUGAUCAAUUAUGUAUACAUGAAGUUCAUAUUAAAUUUAAUGGAAUUCAUAUACAAGGAUCACCUUUUCAAUGUAAUGUAUUUUCAAAUGAAUUUAUAUUUGAAAAUUAUGAAUAUGCAGCAAUUAAUAAACGAACAUCAUUUUUAAUUAAAUCAAAAUUAUAUAAUUUUAAUUCAAAUAUUUAUGUUAAUAUUAUAACUCCAUCUAAUAAUGAAAUAAAAGGAAAAAUUGAAAAAAUUUCAAUAAAUUCUUAUACUAUUGAUUUCAUACCAUAUGAAAUUGGUAAACAUGAAAUAAGAUUUUAUGAUAAUGAAGAAAAAAAAAAUAUUAUAACGAAAUAUAUUUGUCAAGUUUAUGAUAUAAGUAAAAUACGUUUAAGUGAUUUACCACUUGCUAUUACUCAUCAACCAUAUAAAUUUACAAUUAAUACAUCUGACGUUGGUCAUGGUAUUUUAUCUGUUAGAAUUAAACAAAAUGGAAAUAAAAUAUUACAUGAACAAAUAGAAAUUUCUCCUCAUAUUUAUCAAAUUUUAUUUACACCUGAAACAGCAGAUGAAUGUACUGUACAAAUAUCAUUUAAUGAAGAAAAUAAUUUACGAACAUUAAUAAUACCAGUAAGAAAUGAUUGUGAACAAAUUCGUGUUUCACCAAUUCCUUCAGGUGUUGUUGGUCGACCAAUUAUUUUCAAUAUCGAUGUUUUUGAUGCAAAUCUUGUUUCAAUACUUGUCACUGAAUCUUAUACUGGUCAAAUUGUAUCACAUACAAUGAAAUCAAUAUCAAAUGAUAAUAAACAUUAUGAAAUAUCAUUUAUACCAAAUAUAGCUCGACAACAUAUUGUAAAAAUAUCAUAUAAUGAAAAAAUUCUAUCAACAAAUCAUAUUGAUGUUUGUAAUAUAAAUAAAAUUUAUGUUAGUUCUAUUCAUAAUGGUAUUGUUGGUAAACCAUUAAUAUUUUCUGUUGAUACAUAUGAUGCUGGUGAAGGUCAUUUAGAAGUAACAAUAAGUGAUGGACAACGAACAUUACCAGCUGAAUUAAAAAAUAAUCAAACAAGAAAAUUUGAUAUUGCUUUUAUACCUGAAAUAAGUGGUUUACAUACAAUUGUUAUUACAUUUAAUGGAAUUUCUAUUGAAGGAAGUCCAUUUAUUAUUCAUAUUGAUGAACCAUCUAUAAGUGAUGAUCAUAGUUUAGAUGAAGAUAAUGAUAAUGAUUUUGAAUUUUUAAUUGGUGGACAAUUAGAAGGUACAAAAAUUGGUGAAAUAGCUUGGAUUAUUUGUGAAACAUCAUUAACUGAUAUGUAUGAAGAUUUUAAUUUAUACGUAACUGAUCCAGAAAAAGUUAUUAUAAAACAUACACGAAUACAAGAUUUAGAUGGACGAUGGCGUAUUGAAUUUGAACCAACACAAGCUGGUAUUUAUCAAAUACAAACUGGUAGUGAUAAAUCACAAAUUACAUUUUCAUCAGUAGAUAUAUUACCAUUAGAUUAUGAACGAUAUAUUUAUGGUGAACGUAUUGUUUAUUUGAAUGCAUUAAAUUUUAUUUCAAUUAUUUCUGAUAAUGAUGAUGAUGAUGAUAUUAAAGUUCGAUUAAUAUCUUCAAAUAAUAAUGAAAUUCCAAUUGAAAUAGAAAAACAUUCAUCAGAAUGGAAAAUUUAUUAUUCAUUAACUGAAACUGGUUAUUAUCAAUUGAAUAUUAUCGAUGAUGAUGAUGAAAAACAAUUAUUUGAUAUAUAUUGUAUAACUGAAAAAAUUGAUGUUUUUCGUAAUGGUGGUAUUGAAGAUAUAACACGAUUAAUUAUUGAUCGUACAAAAAUUAUUGGAGAUGAUAUUAAUGUUAUUGUUAAAGAUGGAUUAGCUCAUACAAUUCCAGCUGCAUUUUAUCGUAAUUUAAGUAGAGAUCUUGUUAUUGAAUAUAUACCUGUUCGAACAGAUAUACAUGAAAUAUUUAUUCGUACACAAAAUAAACUUCUUGAUAUAUGUCCUAUUCGUAUAAUGGCAUUUUGUGCUGAAAAGUCAUAUGAACCUGUACUUCGUGUACAAAUUAAAGAAAUUCUUGAACAUACAUUUUCAGGUGUAAUUGAUCAAAAUAAUCAAUUAGAAAUAAGUGUUACUGAUCCAUUUGAAAGACCAAUAUCAUUUCAACGUUCAAAAAAUGAACAUGGUGAAUUAACAAUAUCUUUAUCACCUGUUCGUGUUGGUACUCAUUGGAUAUGUAUAUCAAAUGAUGAAAAUGAUUCUUUUGCUCUAUUACCAAUAUUUGCUUAUGAUGAUGAUUAUAUUCCAUUAUCACCGAUUGAUAAACAAUCAUUACAUGAAAAAAUAAUAUCAAAUGAUCAUGAUACACAUAGUACAAAUGAUUCAUAUUCACCAUGUCGAGAAUUUACAACAGUUAGUGAGACAUCUGAAUUUCGUCCAUCUCGACAAUCAUCACUUUCACCUUUACGUGUACCAUCUCCAAUAAAAGAAGAUAUAACAAUCACUUCACCUAUUAUUUCAAAUGAAUUUCUUCAAUCAUCUAUUAUUAAUGAUCAAUCAAAUUCUGUUGUACAAACAUAUGAUAUAACUGAUCUAAACGAUCCAUGUAUUUGUCAUAUAUCAAAAUUUUAUCUCAAAGAUCCAGAUGAUAAAUUUAAUAUUAUUAUACAUGAUACUAAUGGAAAUACAAUUGAUUAUAAAAUAGAAUGUCUUUCUGAUGGACGAAAAUGUAUUUCAUAUGAACCAACUAUUGUUGGACCUAUGAAAAUUUAUAUAUUAAAUAAAAAAGAAACAUUUAAUGAAAAUCCAUUGAUAGUUAAUGCAUUUGAUCCAUCAGCUGUACAUUUAAUUAAUUUUCCUAAGAAUAUACAAAUAAAUAAAACAACUUGUUUUUAUAUUGAUCCAAUAAAAGCUGGAAAAGGAAUAAUACAAAUUAUUAUCAAAGAUUCAAAUAAUCAAUCUUUACCUAUUACUAUUCAAAAACAAUCAAAUGAACAAAUUGUUGUUCAAUUUAAACCAAUUGUUUUAGGUUUACAUACUGUUUCAAUACUAUUCAAUCGAAUUCCUAUAAGUAGAACACCAAUGCAAAUAUUAGUUGAAAAUAUUGAACAACAAUCUACAAUUAAAAGUGUUCGAUCGUCUAAAAUAGAAGAACGUGGACGUUCAAUUUAUUCAAAACAUGAAUUAUUAUUACUUGCACAACACCAACAACCACAACAAGAAGAAGAAAAGCCAGAUAAAUUAUCUUCACAAAUAAUAAAUUCUCAAUUAGUAAAAUCAAAUGAAAUUGUUGUUCGACAAAAAGAUUUAGUAUUAAAAUCACAAUCUAUACCGUUGAAUGAAACCGAAAUUCAACGAUUACAAUUAAUAAAAGAAAAAUUCGAAUGUGGACAACCGAUUGAUGUUAUAUUUGAUCCUCGACCAUAUCCAUUCAAAGUAAUAUUAAAAAAUUCUUAUCCAAUUAUUAAUGAUGAUAUACAUUUCUUACUGAAUCAACCUCAUAUCGCUUAUGUACAUAUAACAAUUAAUGGAAUACAAAUACCUUUACUAGCAACUCGUAGACAUGAUAAUACAUUUUUACUUAAAUUUCGACCAAUACUUGCUGGUGAUUAUUCAAUUAUAUUAAAAGAUUAUAUUGGACAACUUAUUCUAGGUUGUCCAUAUAAUUUUCCUGUUUAUAAUCCAAAUGGAAUUCAUAUCGAAUCAUUUAAUCAUUUACAACCAAUAAAUGAUUGUCAUUUUAUCUGUAAUAUUGAUAAUAGUGGUCAAGGAAAAUUUUUUGUAAUGAUAUAUGAUCAAUUAAAACCUAUAAAAAUUCCUUGUCAAAUACAAACACUUUCAAAAAAUCGUAUACGAAUAUCAUUUUUACCAAAUAAAAUUGGUACAUAUAAAAUUUAUAUUGCUUAUAGAAAUAUUCCAAUUAACGGUAAGUAA